This is a messenger RNA of Tetrahymena thermophila SB210, 1749 nucleotides long. Its product is annotated as afadin- and alpha-actinin-binding protein. The transcript is spliced from 8 exons. NCBI's taxonomy places the organism in Eukaryota, Ciliophora, Oligohymenophorea, Hymenostomatida, Tetrahymenidae. The record is from RefSeq and is a predicted model, not a curated record.
AUGAAUACAAAUAAUAAUUUUAAUAGUGGAUAAUUUCUUGGAUAAGGUGAAUAUAAAACGGGAAAUUUCUCUUUUUAAGACAUUAAUAAUUUGAAUUCUUCAAGUUCUAAUGGAGCAGGCAAUAAUAAUUUUAGCAUUAAUAGUAAUAAUAAUAAUGAACUAAGUAAUUAUCUCAAUUUAAAUGCUAACUCAUAAGCAAACUAAAUUCAAAGUCAAGUUAACAUGAUAGCAUAUGAACUUGAUGAAGAAAUGAAAAGAGCAAAACUUGCUAAUGAUUUAAAAUAAAUAAACGAUGCCCUCUAAUCAUAUGGUUACAAUAGAAUUGGAAAUCUGUUUGAAGUGUCAAAUGAUAAUAUUGAGCAAGCAAUAAAUACGAUUCGCUCUCUAUUAUAAUAAAGACAAAGAGAUUUAGAAUUCAGAUAACUUCAUCAUGAAACAGCUAAGCGUGAUUAAAAUGAUAUUGCUUAAAUGCAUAAUGCAAUUGAAAAACUUUAGAUUAGAAACAAAUAAUUAUAAACAGAGCUUGAUGUUGUUAACUAAAAACUUAAAAAUCAAGAAAGAGAUUAUAGGGAUGAAAAGGAAAAAUUAAAUUCUCAACUUAGAGAUAUUACUCUUCAGUAUAGUAAAAUAGUCAACAGGGAAACGUAAUUUAACAAUGAAUUUAGAAAGAAAGAUACUAUGAUUAAAUAGCUACAAGACCAAAUUAAGAAGUACCAAUAAGAAAAAAACAUAAGUUAUUAAAAUAACUUUGAAAUGACCAACAAGUUAGAUAAGGUUGGACCUAACAUUUAUGCUGCUAAUGCUGACCAUGAGUUUUCUAUGAUGAUUACAAGAGAAAACGAAGAAAUUAGAUAAAAAUUAUUGAGAGAAAAUGACAUCCUAAAAGAAAGUUUGUCUUCAUUGCAUAAAGAACUUUAAGAUAUGCUUAACAUAAGGAAAGAAAUUUACAUAAGAAGAAGAAAGAUAGAGUUAGGAGAAGAUUAUAUAGAUAAUCAAUCAGAAAUUAGUGAAAUAAAUUUACUUCCUUUUAAAAAAGAGCUGUUCGCCAUGCCAGUUGAUCCAAUUGGAAGAGAAGCAAUAGAUAUUUUGGCUGAAAACAUCAAAAGAUUCAAAGAUUUUAUGAAUAAAAUAGAUAACAUUUAAAAGGAGUAUGAAGCUAAUUUUGAUGGUGAAUAAGAUAAAGAAAUAGAAAAAAUUGGUUGCUUAAAAAAUCUAAAAAAUCUUCUAAAAAAUUAUAAGUAUGUGAUUGAGACAUAAGACACUUUGAUCAAUAAAGCUAUUGUAAAAGCUAAAAAUAUUGAUAAUAUUAGCGAAGCAAGUUUCUAAGUUUCCAGAUUUAAUAAAGUUUUGGAUGACUAAGAAAUUGAGAGUGCAAAAUCAUAUUUGGCAGAGCAAAAAAGAUUUUUGGAAGAAAAAUCUAUGGAAAUGGAGAAAACUAAAAUUAUGAUGACCCAAACAGUGAGCAAAUUAAGCGAUGCCAAAAACAGCAUGAAACAAAGAAGGUUAGAGUUAGAAAAAGAUGCUUCAACUUUUAAAGAAAAUAUUAACAAUAUUGUUUAAAACACCUUAAAUGUAUUUGACGAUUUGAAAAUCAGCAAUCCUUAAGAUUUAGAUAAUAACAAUCAUAACAAUAAUUACUAAAAUUAAAGCUCUCAAAAACAAUACGGAAGCUUCUACAAGAGCCCUUUAUUCCCUAGCAAUUAAAAUAUUUUAUUUAGUGAAUAGAAAGCCGAAAUGAACAAUAAUUGA